AUGGCGGAACCAACUAUACUAUCCCUUUUGCACAGAUUGGCCCAAAGGUUGGACCGUGACCCUGGAACGCCAGUCGAGAAGCCUACCGAGGCCUUCUGGCAAGAGCCUCGUCAUUCUUUUGCCGACCAACAAUCAGGGGCGUUACCCAAGGAAUCCGAUGUCGUUAUCAUCGGUUCUGGUAUUGCUGGUAUAAGCAUCGCACAGCAUUUACUCCGCUUGCAGCCCUCACAGUACAUUACUAUGCUUGAGGCCAGGUCGGCAAUAUCGGGAGCAACAGGCCGGAAUGGUGGGCAUAUCAAAGCCGUUCCAUGGGCCGACUAUUACGCUCUCAAGCAAGUGCUCGGUAAAGAAAGCGCAAUGAAGAUCACGAAAUUCCGGCUUGCCCAUCUGGAUGCUUUUGUCAACGAAGCCACUGCACUUGGUGAAGCCGGCAAAGUUGGCUUGGUGCGACGGGUGGAGGGAAUAAGCGCGGUUUUCGACAAAGAAAGUUGGGAGUCGGCAAAGGUCAAGCUGGAAGCAUGGCUUGAAGACUUUCCAGAACAUCGUGAGAAUUGGAGUGUGCAUGAGGGAGAUGAGGAGCUCAAGACAUUUGGCAUUGUCAAUGCCUACGGGUGCAUAAAAGGCCCUUCGGGAGCAGCAUGGCCCUAUCGGUUUCUUGGUUGUGUACUGUCAAAGCUGCUUGCGACUGGCCAGGUGAGCCUCGAAACGCACACUAUUGCAGAAGAAGUUCGACGGAGUCAAUUCCAAAAUCACCCUUAUGAGGUGCGCACAUCACGCGGCAUCAUAUCAGCAAAGCACGUCAUUCACUGCACAAAUGCGUACGCUGCGCAUCUGCUCCCCUACCUGAAAGGCAAACUCUGGCCCCUCAGAGGGCAGAUGACCGUUCAGUCGGUACCUGCCGAGUUUCCACGAUUUGGAGCUUCGAGAUCCUGGAGCACAAUCUGGGCAACAGGUUUUGACUACAUUACUCAAUCUCCUGGCGAAGAUGGCUCUUUAUACCUCGGAGGAGGGCUUCUCCAAGGUGGCCCGGAAAGAGAUGAAGACUUUGGAAACGCCGACGACGGCCAGCUGAGUGCGCAAUGCCUAGAGCAUCUAGAGACAGUUCCGUCGAGAGCGUUCGCCCACGGGUCAGGGGUAAAGAUAGAUAAGAAAUGGACGGGGAUCAUGGGAUUCACGGGAGAUGGGUUGCCUCUAGUUGACCGCGUUCGAGAAUUCAUGUCUGGCCGCCCAGACUGUAGUCCCCAAAAUGGUGGUGAGUGGAUCGCGGCAGGAUGGGAUGGAUACGGCAUGGUUCACUGCUGGCUCGCUGGCAAGGCUCUCGCACAUAUUGUAAUGGGACGCGAGGACGAAGUUUUUGAGUGGUUUCCGAGAGAAGAGUUUGGAUGCGGCAAGGAGAGGCUCGACAAGAUGAGCCCCGAAGGUGCUCUCAAACGGUUUCUUGGGCUGCUGGAGACAUAG
Molecule: messenger RNA, 1458 nt
Organism: Fonsecaea nubica
Lineage: Eukaryota; Fungi; Ascomycota; Eurotiomycetes; Chaetothyriales; Herpotrichiellaceae
Exons: 2
Coding region: 1-1458 (485 amino acids)
Cellular component (GO): cytoplasm
Molecular function (GO): oxidoreductase activity
Source: RefSeq, a predicted model, not a curated record